Penicillium soppii is the source of this 2763-nucleotide messenger RNA. It is a transcript of the gene hmt1, whose product is annotated as putative vacuolar ABC heavy metal transporter (Hmt1). The record is from RefSeq and is a predicted model, not a curated record. NCBI's taxonomy places the organism in Eukaryota, Fungi, Ascomycota, Eurotiomycetes, Eurotiales, Aspergillaceae. Gene Ontology annotation, molecular function: ATP binding; ABC-type transporter activity; ATP hydrolysis activity. Bases 1 to 2763 code for a protein of 920 amino acids. The transcript has 3 exons. Gene Ontology annotation, biological process: transmembrane transport. Gene Ontology annotation, cellular component: membrane.
AUGGAUUCUCAUGCAGCCAUCGAGCUGCUGGAGUACUUGCGCACUGGUUACCCAAUUCUUCUUCUACUCCUCUUUGUUGUGACCUUCAUAGCCAAUACUGUCGUCACUGCGAAGAAAGCUCGCAAAAGUGAUGCUCAGCGCUUCGGUCCUGGCGGCAGAUUACUACCUCAACGAUCUAGAGAUGUCCCUUCCAAGCCACAAGAGUUCUCCCGGAACGUUAAACGACUUUUCAUCUGGCUCUCCGUGGCCAUUGCUUUCACUUUCAUUGCCGAUGCAACUAUCUAUAUCCUACAUGUUAUGACCGCCAGGUCAGAGAAUUGGUGGCGAGGCCAGUCUUCAGUGGUCUACAUCGUCGGCUCCUUCUUCGUUUAUGCAGUGCUGCUCAUGGCAUUGCUAGACACAUCUCCCUCUCCUACUAUCGCUCAAUUCGUCUGUUGGUCGGUCGCCAUCCCGAUCGAAGUGGUUAUUGUUAGCACGUCUUUCUCGCUCUAUACCUCGGCUCACCAUGAGCCAAUGGUUGGAAACCCGGAGGGCGGCCGGAUUCGCAAGAAUAUCACAAUUUGGGAAUCCCUGGAAAUGGUUUCCAAUUGUCUGCGUAUUCUGAUUCUGUUCGCUUUGGUGAUUCUCUAUAUUUGCCAAAUCAUGAGCAUGAAGAGUCACGAAAAGGCCAACCAACGGGCGAAUGAAGCCACAGAAGCCACAGGACUCCUGGAUUCUGCUAGAGCCGAAACUGGCAAUGGCCACGGCCAUGCAAACGGCAACGGAAACGGCAACGGCACGAACGGUCAGACUUACGGCUCAACAAAUGGUGCCCCCAAAACCCAGACCUCCAAGCCCGAUCCGUGGGUGCGUCCUACUACGAUGCCUUCCACCAGCUGGUGGGAAUAUCUGGCUGGGUACUCACUCUUCUUCCCAUACCUGUGGCCAUCCAAGUCCCGCCGCCUGCAAAUUGUUGUCACUUUCUGUUUUGUGCUCCUCAUGCUCCAGCGAGUCGUCAACCUUUUGGUACCACACCAAGUGGAAGUCAUCACAAAAUCUCUUACACAAAAUGAAGGCAAGGAAUUCCAAGUGCCAUGGCUUCAGAUUUGCCUCUACAUAAUUUACCGCUGGUUGCAGGGUAAUCAGGGCUUGCUCAGCUCUCUGCGCUCUAGCCUCUGGAUUCCCGUGAGUCAGUAUUCUUACAUGGAACUUUCUACUGCCGCAUUUGAGCAUGUGCACGGUCUCAGCUUGGAUUUCCAUCUCGGCAAAAAGACAGGUGAAGUCCUGUCUGCGUUGAGUAAGGGCAGCUCGAUCAACACGUUCCUCGAACAGGUCACAUUCCAGGUGGUUCCAAUGCUCGUCGAUCUUGUCAUUGCGUUUGUAUACUUUUUGAUUGCAUUCGAUGCGUACUAUGCUUUGGCUGUCGGCAUCUCCACAUUCGGCUAUCUCUAUGUCACUAUCCGUAUGGCCCAAUGGAGAGCAGAAAUUAGAAGACAAAUGGUUAAUGCCUCAAGACAGGAGGAUGCUGUCAAGAACGACUCGAUGGUUUCAUAUGAAACAGUCAAGUAUUUCAAUGCGGAGCAAUAUGAAUUUAACAGGUACCGUGGCGCCGUGGGUGAUUACCAGAAGGCUGAAUACCACGUCCUUUUCUCUCUGACACUUCUUAACACCUGUCAAAACACUGUGUUCAUGAUGGGUCUUUUGGUCAUGUGCUUCAUCUGCGCAUACCAGGUGUCUAUCGGUCAACGCUCCGUGGGCAAGUUUGUAAGUCUUUUGACCUACAUGGUACAACUUCAGGGUCCACUGAACUUCUUUGGCACCUUCUAUCGAUCCAUCCAGUCGGCAUUGAUCAAUGCCGAGCGCCUCUUGGAGUUGUUCCGUGAGCAGCCAACUGUGGUAGAUAGCAGCCACGCUACUACAUUGGCGACGUGCAAGGGUGAUAUCAAGUUCGAGGAUGUUGAGUUUGCCUACGAUGCACGAAAGCCCGCGUUGAAUGGUCUUACAUUCCACUGCCAGCCAGGAACGACUACUGCCUUGGUUGGUGAAUCUGGCGGAGGAAAGUCUACUGUGUUCCGCCUCUUGUUCCGCUUCUACAACUCCCAGGGCGGCCGUAUUCGUAUUGAUGGGCAUGACGUUCAGGACAUUACGAUUGAUUCACUUCGCAAGCAUAUCGGUGUGGUCCCCCAGGAUACUGUACUUUUCAACGAGACUUUGAUGUACAACCUGAAGUACGCCAACCAGGGGGUUUCUGACGAAGAGGUUUAUGAGGCCUGUCGCGCGGCCAGCAUUCAUGAUAAGAUCCUGGCGUUCCCCGAUGGCUACAAUACCAAGGUUGGAGAGCGUGGUCUGCGACUCAGUGGAGGUGAGAAGCAACGUGUGGCUAUUGCCCGCACAAUCCUCAAGAACCCUCGUGUCAUUCUUUUAGACGAGGCCACCGCCGCCUUGGACACGGACACAGAGGAGCAUAUCCAGGGAGCCCUCUCCACCCUCUCACGUGGCCGCACUAUGCUGGUAAUUGCUCACCGUCUCAGCACCAUCACCACUGCAGACCGCAUUUUGGUUCUGGCAGAAGGUCAAGUGGCCGAAAGCGGCACCCAUGAAGAGCUUCUAGCCAUGAAGGGUCGCUACGCCAGUAUGUGGCGGAAGCAAAUCCGCGCCCAAAAGGCCGCAGCAGAAGCACAGGUCCUUCAGGACCGAGCUGAGCGAAUCCGCACUGCAACCACCAGUGAUGACAGCUCGAGCCAAUCAGAUGAAGAUCGCAAAGUCACUCGUCGAUCAAACUAA